This is a messenger RNA of Dacryopinax primogenitus, 1968 nucleotides long. RefSeq lists its product as uncharacterized. The transcript is spliced from 4 exons. Bases 1 to 1968 code for a protein of 655 amino acids. Lineage: Eukaryota; Fungi; Basidiomycota; Dacrymycetes; Dacrymycetales; Dacrymycetaceae. The record is from RefSeq and is a predicted model, not a curated record.
AUGGUUGGCCCCCCACCGAACAACGAACUUCUUAAUCUCUAUCGACAAGCCAGAUCGCCUCAGGAAGGCCUUGCAAACGUUGCCAAGUAUGUGGGGGAGUUCAUGGCUCUCCUGCGAUUAGAUAUGGAAAUAUCCGGAUUCUUCGUUGCACCUGUCCCAGGAAACAUUGGCCAGGCUGUCAAUUGCAACGAUCACUGGUUUUUGGGUGCCCCACUCAAAGCUCGUCCCGGUUUCGACCAUCCCGUCGGGGGUUCAUGGCAGAUCCCGGACCCUCCAGUCAUUGCCGCAGCUCCUAUGGAUGUCGACGAUGAGGACUGUUUCGAGGCAUACACACCAGAUGGCCUUCCUCAAACAGUCGGAGGGAACGAGGCGGAUGGGAAGACCAAGACGUCAGCCAGUGCCACGCCGCUCAUUGAGGAAGAGGAUGAAGAUCUCGUCAUUCAUUACGAUGACGCACCUGUCACAAGGGCACUGGGCCGUGCCUUCAAAGACAGUGAAGUAGUUCAAGCCAGGGAAGACAUCCGCCGAAUCCAAGCGCAUCCGGACAGCAUCGCUCGCGAGCUUGUUAAGCUGGACUGGCAUGCACGUAAACGCACUUGCCAUCUUCACAUCAUCGCUUUCAUGUUGAUUUGGCGUGGCAAAUUGGAGGUCGGAUCGUGGACCCAUGGAGAAAAGAAGCGGGUGAUACAAGAUCCAACUGCGGUAUAUGAUGUUCCCCUUGUUGUCGAUUCUCUGGACAAUGAAAUCCGCUUUGGAAGAAAUCUGGAGCCAGAUCAGAUCAUCGAUGCAUCGGACGCGAUAGACACUCCUAGUCCCUCCAGAGAAGGAUCAGUCUCGAUUCGCCGCACCCUCGGAAAAAAAAAGUUGGGCCGACCGCCAAAACUAGUUGUCAAGAUCACGCCUACCCCAACCCCUUCCCUCGGCCCUGAGACGAGCCAUGCCUCUACCUCAGUCUCCGCCGAAACUCCACAGCCCAAACGUCGUGGUCGGCCACCAAAGAAUCCCAAGCCUAAACUACCCGAGGUCAUCCCGGUGCCACAAACACCGCCCGCAGCACCUACACCUCUCUCGCCGAAAAACCCCACGCCUGUAGUCUCGAAGCCCGCGACUCCGCCCUCUCCUCAGCCUAUCCAGCUCGCAGAAGACGUCGAUUUCCACCGUUAUGUCGAAGACCCACGACGGGACAACAAACGGUUCUUCACGGACGCGCAGGUUAUCGAGACCCAGCAAGUUAUCCUCGAUCGUGGGAAAGACCUGGAGCAUGCGAGAGACUGGAUUGAGCAAUUUGACUGGAACACGAGACGCAAGCUAUGCCGAUUACACCUGAAUGCCUUCCUCUUUGAACAACUUGGGAACACAGAGUUUCACGAGAUCCUCGAACGGCUGCACAGGAAAAGGUUGCGGCUUGUCGGCUGGCCACAUAUCUGCGAGCUCCCGGGAGGCCAACAUGUCGGGAACUGGAACAAGCUGCAAAUAGAAGCUCUCUUCACGGCGAUCUGGAGCGAGACGCUCCGUUUCGCCAAAUGGGAUCCCCUCGAGCAAGCGAAAGACUAUCCCUACUUGAUCGAAGACACCCUCGGGGGAAAACACAGUCCCAAACCAGAACAAGUCGACAUUGAGAGGGAUCAUGAUCCUCUGAGCCUGACAUACGGGCUGCCUAUGGACUUGCGCAAGCUGUAUUUGGCGCAUUUGGCCCGGGACCAGGCGCGGGGGAAGGGGAAGGAGCGUGCGGAUGGGUUUGGGUUGGGGGAGCUUGAGGGGGAGGAGGAGGGGGAGAGGGAGAGAGAGGAAACGCCUUCUAGCGAAGGGAGGAGGUAUGGGCUGAGGAAGAGGAGGGAGUCGGCUACUCAUGGCGAGGAGAGGCGGAGGAAGAGGCAGCUUGAGGAGAGGGAGAGUCCGGAGAGCAAGCGCGCUAAGCUGGCGGACUGGAUGGCUCCGUAUUUGGCUAGAGUGGAACGAGAAGACUAG